This is a messenger RNA of Conger conger (European conger), 2325 nucleotides long. It is a transcript of the gene zbtb47b, whose product is annotated as zinc finger and BTB domain containing 47b. Gene Ontology annotation, molecular function: RNA polymerase II cis-regulatory region sequence-specific DNA binding; protein binding; DNA-binding transcription factor activity, RNA polymerase II-specific. The transcript is spliced from 6 exons. Bases 142 to 2325 code for a protein of 727 amino acids. The record is from RefSeq and is a predicted model, not a curated record. Gene Ontology annotation, cellular component: nucleus. NCBI's taxonomy places the organism in Eukaryota, Metazoa, Chordata, Actinopteri, Anguilliformes, Congridae. Gene Ontology annotation, biological process: regulation of transcription by RNA polymerase II.
GAAAAAAAGACUGAUAUGAAGAAAUAAAAAAUCAAAAAAGAAAUGUGAAAACAGAGCAUUAAAGACUUUCAUGGCGAACAAAAGUCCGAUACGAAAGGAGGGGAAUCAGGACUCCUUUGCCCCAGAAAAGCUUGGAUCAAAAUGCUGAUAGUGGAAAAGACAACGGACUACCCUUCCACAGAGUUCUCGUUGGUGGAAGAUGUUGCUCUGCACUUCACCUGCUUGAUGGACAGACUAAACGAGCAGCGCCUGUUUCAGCCCAACCUCUGUGAUGUAGACAUAGUGCUCGUGCGGCACAAGAACACCUUCCCGGCCCACAAGGGCGUGCUGGCAGCCUACAGCCAGUUCUUCCACUCUCUAUUCGCCCAGAACAAGCAGCUCCAGCGGGUGGACCUGUCCCUGGAGGCCCUCACCUCGCAGGGCUUGCAGCAGAUCCUCAACUUCAUCUACACUUCCAAGUUGCUGGUGAACGCCUGCAACGUGCGGGACGUGCUCAACGCCGCGGCCGUGCUCCAGAUGAGCGACAUCGCCAGCUCCUGCCAAGAGCUCAUCAGCAACCGCUCUCUCGGCCUCGAACUGGCCAUGGCCAAGCAGGACGGCUGCGGGAACCCUGCCCCCUCCCAGUUUUACCGGGAGAUCAAGCAGGAAAUGGACCCGGCCCACGCCAAGAUCUACGCCCGCGAGGGGAUCGGCCCCUACUCGGUGCGCGUGGAGGACGGCUUGGCGAAGUCGCACCACGCCAGCGCGCAGGCCAAGUUCUUCAAGAAGGAGGAGGGUGAUGGAGGCGGGGCUAGGGGCGGUGGACGGGGAGUGUGCAAGAUGGAAGGCAGCGUGGAGGAAGCCGAAGACUCGGACGACCAUGCCUCCUUCAACCGGGAGCAGAUCAUCGUGGAGGUAAACCUCAACAACCAGACCCUGAAUGUAUCUAAGGGCAAGGAGGGGAAGCCGUCCCCCGCAGAGACCACUGCUGUACUGGCCCAUUGUCACAGUGAGGAACAGGAUAGUGAGGAAGAGGAGGAGGACGAAGAAGAGGAAGAAGACAAUGAGGAGGAUGAUGAAGAUGCAGAUGUAGGGGAAGAGGAAGAGGAGGAAAAGGACAGCAGUGAAGAGGGUGAAGAGGACGGGGGGGAGGAGAGGGGGGACAACCACACCAUUCCAGAGCAGGAAGAACGGGCGGCGAGGCCCCGUCGGGGCACCAGGGGCUCUUUGGACACCAUGACAGCCAUCUCCACCAGGCAGACCCUGAGCACCUCCACUAGGGCCUGCAAGGGCCGCGGACGCAAAAGGAAGAAGGACCCGGAAAGCCUGGGCCAGAAGGUAAAGCUGGAGGAGAAGCCGCACUUCCCGUGCGAGAAGUGCCCGCGCGUCUUCAACAACCGCUGGUACCUGGAGAAGCACAUGAACGUCACGCACAACCGCAUGCAGAUCUGCGACAAGUGCGGCAAGCGCUUCCUGCUGGAGAGCGAGCUGCUGCUGCACCACCAGACCGACUGUGAGAAGGCCAUCCAGUGUGUUACCUGUGGCAAAGGCUUCAAGAAGCUAUGGUCCCUCCAUGAACAUAAUAAAAUAGUCCACGGCUAUGCCGAAAAGAAGUUCUCUUGCGAGAUCUGUGAGAAAAAGUUCUACACUAUGGCUCACGUCAGAAAGCAUAUGGUCGCCCACACCAAGGACAUGCCGUUCACAUGUGAGACGUGCGGGAAGUCCUUCAAGCGCAGCAUGUCCCUGAAGGUACACUCCCUCCAGCAUUCCGGAGAGAAGCCCUUCAAGUGCGAGAACUGCAGUGAGAGGUUCCAGUAUAAGUACCAGCUGCGUUCACACAUGAGCAUCCAUAUCGGACACAAGCAGUUCAUGUGCCAGUGGUGUGGAAAGGACUUCAACAUGAAGCAGUACUUUGACGAGCACAUGAAGACACACACCGGGGAGAAGCCGUACAUAUGUGAGAUCUGUGGGAAGAGCUUCACCAGCCGUCCGAACAUGAAGCGUCACCGCCGAACGCACACCGGCGAGAAGCCCUACCCUUGUGACAUCUGCGGCCAGCGUUUCCGCUUCUCCAACAUGCUCAAGGCCCACAAGGAGAAGUGCUUCCGGGUCAGCAACCCCAUGAUUCCAGAGGUCAACCCGCUGAGCCUCGACCCCGCCACCCCGGCUGGCGACGCGACAGCCAAUCAGGUGGCGGUGGGUGAGAGCAUGUCCGGUGGCCACUCCCACCACACUGCCCUCUCUCUCCCCUUGUUCCACUCGAUGGGGGGGCUUCCUCCACCCACCCAACUGCCCCCGCCCCCUCCCCUUUUCCCAGCAGCAAGGAUAAACUCCAACAACAAUUAA